GUCACAUGGCCACCUGCAGCAGUGCAGCAGAGUGACUGAAAAAGUUUGCAAGAGGGAGCUUUAAAUACGACUCGAUUUCAAGGCAACUACAAGCCACCCUGCAGCUCCAAGUCAAGAUGCUCCUGUCCGUGGUCCUUGCCUCUGCCCUGCUUCUCUGCUCUGUGGCCAGCCAGAGGUGUUUGACCUUGUCAGGGAUCCAUGAUGUCACGUACCUCAUUAACAAACUGCAGGAACAUCCACCUUCAAAAUGUGGCUGUGGCACCAACGUGACCGAUUGUUUGUGUCUGCCCAUUCCUUCUGACGACUGCACCACACCGUGCUUCCAGGAAGGGCUGUCCCAGAUGACCAACUCCACGGUGCAAACAAGUUUCCCCCUGAUCUUCAACCGACUAAAAAGAACCGUCAAAGACCUAAAGAGCAGCAAGUGCCAGUUUUUUUCCUGUGAACAGCCGUGUAACCAAACUGCAACAGGCAACGUGCUGACAUUCCUGAAGAGUCUCCAGGAAAUUUUACAGAAAGAAAGGGUGAAAGGCACAGUAUGA
Molecule: messenger RNA, 542 nt
Organism: Prionailurus viverrinus (fishing cat)
Lineage: Eukaryota; Metazoa; Chordata; Mammalia; Carnivora; Felidae
Gene: IL9
Product: interleukin 9
Exons: 6
Coding region: 117-542 (141 amino acids)
Source: RefSeq, a predicted model, not a curated record